Molecule: messenger RNA, 5034 nt
Organism: Melanotaenia boesemani (Boeseman's rainbowfish)
Lineage: Eukaryota; Metazoa; Chordata; Actinopteri; Atheriniformes; Melanotaeniidae
Gene: aplp1
Product: amyloid beta (A4) precursor-like protein 1
Exons: 17
Coding region: 211-2337 (708 amino acids)
Biological process (GO): central nervous system development; axonogenesis
Cellular component (GO): Golgi apparatus; plasma membrane
Molecular function (GO): alpha-2A adrenergic receptor binding; alpha-2B adrenergic receptor binding; alpha-2C adrenergic receptor binding
Source: RefSeq, a predicted model, not a curated record
AUCCCCAUAAUAGAUUAGGCUGCCAUUGGAGACACGGUUGGCAGGAACAAGCAAGCACUAGGAGGAGGCAGGAGACAUCGCAGUCCAGCCGCUGACGAACGAACGGCGUGUCCAUCACUUCGGCCGAUGUAACCAAGCAGCUUAUGUUGGAGACAGUUAUUUUACAUCAACACCUUUAUUAGAAAAAAAGACGCAGAAGAAGGCGAGAAAAUGGGACAUACCGCAAUCCCUAUAUUGGUGACUGUUUUGUCCUAUUGCGUGUGGGAAAACGUCGAGGCUUUGGCCAUGACUGAAGUGAAUGGGCCAGGCCCCCAGGUGACAGAGCCGCAAAUUGCAAUGUUCUGUGGCCGUCAGCUCCUGCACAUGAACAUACAGACUGGUCAGUGGGAGCCGGAUCCUCAGAGCCGCCAGGGCUGCUUCAAAGAUCCCAGCCAAGUCCUGUCCUAUUGUCAGGAGAUGUACCCAGCGCUAUCCAUCUCCCAUAUAGAGGAGUCAAAAAGACCUGUCACCAUCCCUGCAUGGUGUAAGAAAGGUUGGGGCCACUGCCAGACACACCCCUUCAUCGUCCUGCCCUACCGCUGUCUGGAAGGCGAGUACGUAAGCGAGGCCCUGCUGGUGCCCGACAAAUGCCGUUUCCUUCACCAGGAGCAGAUGGAUGCCUGCGAGAGUUAUGUGUACUGGCACAACAUUGCCAAGGAGGAAUGCACCUCAGACAAUCUGGAGCUCCACAGCUACGGGAUGCUGUUGCCAUGUGGGGACCAUUUCCGAGGUGUUGAAUAUGUGUGCUGCCCAGGCAGAGGCAGUUCAAACAGUAAAGGAGAGACAGAAGAAAGUCCCAAUGGUCCUCAGACUCUUACUUCCCAAACCAGUGGAAAAUUCAACUCUGUUACCAAAGUGACAGUUCCCACUCCAAGCCCCUCUCUUGACACGGAUGUGGAUGAGGGUGAUAUGGAAGAGGAGGAUGAUGAAGUGGUGGAAGAAGAGGAGGAGGAAGAGGAGGAUGACAUUGAUGAGGAGGACGCAGAAGAAGAGGAGGAAGAGGAGACAAUGGCUGAAAAAGAUCCAGAGGAGUAUGAGUACCCUAUUGACUCAGGUCCUUACCAGACAUCAGAUUAUUUGGACUCGUAUUACUACGACAAAAGCAACAAACCCACCACCUCUGCACCCUUGAUGAAGGAAGCCAGCUUGACCACGCCUCGGCCCACAGAUGGCGUUGAUGUUUAUUUUGAGAAGCCAGUGGAUGACACAGAGCAUGCCAACUUCUUGCGUGCCAAAACAGACCUGGAGGAGCGCCGAAUGAAACGCAUCAAUGAGAUUAUGAAGGAAUGGGCAGAGGCUGACAACCAGUCAAAAAACCUUCCAAAGUCAGACAGACAGGCCCUGAAUGAGCACUUUCAGUCUGUGCUGCAGACUCUGGAGGAACAGGUCGCUGGAGAGAGGCAGAGGCUGGUGGAGACACAUCUUCUCAGAGUCGAAGCAAUUCUCAACAACAAUCGUCGCCUGGCCCUGGAGAACUACCUGACUGCUGUGCAAUCUGAUCCCCCCCAGCCACAGCGUGUGCUGCAGGCUCUGAAGCGGUACAUGGCUGCAGAGCAGAAGGACCGCAGACACACUUUGAGGCACUACCAGCAUAUUGUAGCUGUUGAUCCCCAGAAAGCUGAGCAGAUGAAAUUUCAGGUGUACACACAUCUCCAUGUGAUUGAGGAGAGGAUGAACCAGAGUCUUGCACUGCUGUACAAGGAUCCUGCAUUGGCUGAGGAACUACAGAAUAACAUCCAGGAACUGGUCAAGGCAGAACGGGGAGACAUCAGUGAGCUCAUGACCACUUCCUUUUCUGAGACUCGCACCACUGAGGUGCUCUUGCCAGCUGAGAGUGAGGAAGAAAAGGAUGAUGAAGAAGAAGAGGAGAGGGCCUUCCAGAACAGGCCCUAUCCUCCCCACAUUGAAUUGCAGUCUAAUAAGAAAGAGGAGGAAUACGAUUAUACCACAUCUGAGAGAGGCCCCACUUAUAAAUACGAGGACGAUCUGCUCAUCGCCUCUGCAGAGCUCAAGGAAAUGGCCAAGCCCAGUGAGAUUGAACGAGAUGAACUGCAACCUGAUGCCCUGGAGACAUUUAACCGUGGCGCCAUGGUGGGUUUGCUCGUAGUGGCUGUGGCUAUCGCCAUGGUGAUGGUCAUCAGUCUGCUGCUGGUGCGCAGGAAGCCAUAUGGCACUAUUAGCCACGGCAUCGUAGAGCAGGUCGAUCCCAUGCUGACACCAGAAGAACGACAGCUCAACAAAAUGCAAAACCAUGGUUAUGAAAACCCUACCUAUAAAUUCUUUGAGCAGAUGAACUGAAGCACUGAGGACUGCCAGCAAGUCAUGCCCGGCCACUUGUUUGUACCCCCACUCUUCCUUAAAGUGGUGUCCCAGCUGCACUCCCUUUGACGGGUUUAUGAUGUGUCGCAAAUCUAAAGUAACAGAUAAAGUACGGGGUACUUCCCUAACCCAACCUUUCACCAGAAUGUGAAUAAUGUGAUAUGAUACAAUCCCAUGUUACCUGUUGUAAUCUAAUGCUCCUUUGGGUUAGCAGAGCCACAACAUUUCAUAAUCCUGGAAACAUUCACCUCAUCCCUGUGGCAUGACUUGACCUAUUGCUCCUCGCUAGAGUUUGAAUGGUGCAUAAUGCUUUAUAGUAUUUAUUUUUCAGCUGUAGUCUCUUUCUUCAUAUUGUACCACGGUUAGCUAUAAUGUAUCUGUGUAGAUGAGUGUGAGGGACAGCCCGGUGCAAUUCUCUAGGGCAAAGAGUUUUUACUCAGCUAACUAAGUCAAACUGAACUACACAGGUUUCUGUAAUAUCAGACAACAUUUGGCAAAGAUGUGGAGUUUUUUGAGCAUAUCAGAUGAUAAGGCUUAAAUUUUAAAACAGAAACCAUACUAAUCAAUGCAGAGCUACAGUAUGCACUGUUGGUACAAAAAAAGGAUGUUCUGAGGAUCUACCCUCAAUAUUCUUAAUUAUUUGGCAAAUUAUACCAAAUAUAUUAUUUUGCUAAUUUAGUCAGUGAAUGGGUUUCUUUUAUUUGUUCUGCUAUCUAAAGAACUGUAAAACAGAAUAAACAGAAGUCCGUUAUUUUGAUGAAAGCAUGACAACUUGGUGUAUGAUGCUGCAGUAUUUAUUUGUGUUGUUCCAGUCAUUGCUUUUAAAGAGUUCGAAAUGUCACCAUUUAAAAUGGACACUGUAAAUAACGUAAGAAAUACAUCCUACUAGAUGUAGACAUUUCUAUGAUUAAUUUGCAUUGAUGUAAUGGAAUAAAACAUUUAAAAAAAGAAAAAAAAACAUUGUGCUGUUACAAGAGGGAGAAACAUUUUCCUAACAUGGCUGAUUGAAAACGGACUGUUGUAAAAACCAGCACAAGACAACGACACAGCAACUACUUUCUGAAUGUAUUUGAGGUAGACGUUAAGAUUCCAUCCUCGUUUCAGUAAUGCAUUUAUCCCCUUAGUAAACCUUAGUAGGAGUAGUGAAGUUCGACACAUCUGAGAGUCUAUAUGCCUGAUGCCCUCGUCACCACCUUGUGUAGCAGCCUGUUCAUCUUCACAUUUGGCAGGCGAGUACCAGAGCAUUGGAACAAAUAAGACGUAUUAAGCUGCACAGUGUAAAGAGGCCACAGCUAUAGUAAUGUGAAGCAUCAGUGUGUGAAGUAACUCCCAGAAACACACCCCACUCUGGCAAGAUAGUAGUACUGUUUGUCUUGAAAUAGGCCACUUUGACAUAUUUGAACUCAUCAUCACUGGAUGAUAGUACACUACAGAAGCUUCAUUUAAGUUAAUCUCAUGACUAGCUUUUCACUGAAUGACUCAUUGUAGUUUUUUCAUAUUUAUGAUCAACAUAGCACCUUGUAUAGGUAAGUAAAAAAAGGGAUUGCCCCUUUUUUUUUCCUGACUGUUUACUGCAAAGUGUGUCAGUUUAUUUUCCUUUAGCCGCUGAAUUCGACGGGACCAUCUUGGUUAAGAAAGGUCAUGUUGUGGGAUGUUUUAUUCAUCAGUGCUAUAGUACAAAUCAUUUAUGCCAAAAUCAGAUUUUAUUUUCUUUAUUUUAUUUGCAAGCCAUUUUCUGUCAAACCUGCAUUAAUUUGUUCAUUCCACAAGGAAGUGUGAUAAAAGAUGACUUUUUUUAUGUUUACUUUGCUUGAAAAAGCAAAACAUUCAUGUUCGGUUUGUCUCGUCAGGCAGGUUAAUAACAGGUUGUGGUUGUGUUAUGACAGCUUAAAAGAAGUCAUAGCCCUUGUAUAAUUUGUACAGCUCCGUUAGUGAAUGAAAACCUUGUAUGUUCACAGUUUAAGUCAGUUGAUCUUGUAAUGAUACUACUGAAACCAUAGAUGAGAAUAAGCUUGCCUGUGUUUCCCAAACCACUGAAGGUUUCCUACCAGCAUUUAGCAGACUUAGAGUGGUGUAUACUAUAGUUACUCAAAUCACAUUUGUAAUUACAUCCUCUGUCCAAUCCUAGACUCCUUUGUUGGUCUGUCCCCUUACUAUCCCAAUGAAAUAUAAACUAUGUUAUUGAGAUUUUAAUUGCUGCAUUAUUGCCUUUUACAAUGCUGUGUUUUGGAUGUAAUUAUUCCGUAUUUUUUAUUUAUAUGUAAUAAUCAGUUGGAUCAAGGGUCAUGCAUUUCACGUGCAAUUAGAAGCUUGUAUUUGAAAACAUAAGAUAAAUUCAGAAAUGUGAAUACUGUGUGACAGAUAUAUGGCCUUUGCAUAAUUGACAAGGAGUGGCACGAAGCACAAGAAACAAAUUACUUCAUUUAUGUAAAGGCUGCGAAACAAAAAGACAGAUUCUCUGAUUUUAAUUCAAUUCAAGGGUUGUUAUUUGUAAAGUUGAGAGAGCUGUUCUUCCUUUUCAUCAAGACCUUUAACCAAAGACAUGCUCCAUAAAAGAUCAGACAGAUCACUUAAUUUGGCAGAAUGUUUUCUUUGUAACUGUAUUGUAACCAAUCUGACAAAUUGAAACUGGUCAAGUUAACUAAUAAAAGUGUAAUAAUAGUGAAUGACCCAUUA